UAUUCUCUACGCGCAACCGGAAGAAGAAGCCCUAAAUCUAAUCCUUUCUCUGAAGCCAAAUUCCAGUCCGUCAUCUCUGUCGAAGAAUUCACGAAAACUUCGGCUAUCAAUUCAAUCCUGCAUAUCCCAAUUUGGACUAGGCAAAGUGAUCUCAUGGACUUCGACGAGUAUGAUUACUUGGAGAAGACAGUCGACGAGGCUGACAACCGGAACGGCUCUUCUUCCAAGGCCAAGGACGGCGGCGCCGAACAGAGCGAGAAGGGUUACAGACGGAGGGACAGAGAGGAAGGCGACGAGGAAGAUGACCGAAUCGUAGAAGAAGAUCGGAAGAGUAAGAAAAGCAAAGGAGAGGAAGAGAACGGGAGUAGGAGAGACAGAGAGCGUGACCGUGAGGAGAGGUCUUCCAGGUCAGAGCGUCACAGGAGUAGCGGUAGAGAUUCGGAGAGAGAUGUGGAUAGAGAAAGAGAUCGGCGCAGAAGCAGUAGAGAUGGAGAGAGAGACCGAGAUAGAGAGAGGAGUUCGAGGGAUAGGGAGAAGGAUAAAGAGAGAGAUAGAGAAAGGAGUUCGAGGGACAAAGAUAAGGAUAGAGAGAAGGAGAAGAAGGAUAGAGAAAGGGACAGAGAGAAGAGGGAGAGAGAAAGGGAGAAGGAAAGAGAAAGGUCCAGAAGGAGCCGCAGUCACUCCAGGCUUGAGCGAGAGCGUGAGAAGGAAUUGCUAAGAGAAAAAGAAAGAGAACUGGAAUCAAGGGAAAGCAGGAGAUUGAAAGAUAAAAAAGAAGCAGAGCCUGAAGCUGAUCCAGAAAGAGACCAAAGGACUGUUUUUGCUUACCAGAUGCCACUGAAGGCAACUGAAUAUGAUGUUUAUGAGUUCUUUUCAAAAGCAGGAAAGGUUAGAGAUGUGAGACUGAUCAUGGAUAGAAAUUCAAGAAGAUCAAAAGGAGUUGGGUAUAUUGAGUUUUAUGAUGCAAUGUCUGUGCCAAUGGCAAUUGCCCUUUCGGGUCAUUUGCUUCUUGGUCAACCUGUCAUGGUCAAACCUUCAGAAGCCGAGAAGAAUCUUGUCCAAUCUAAUGCUACAGCUGGCGGGACAGGUGGCAUUGCGGGUCCCUACGGAGCAGUUGACCGGAAACUUUAUGUUGGAAAUUUACACUUCAACAUGACUGAACUUCAACUCAAACAGAUUUUUGAAGCUUUUGGACCCGUGGAGCUCGUCCAACUCCCCACGGAUCCUGAAACAGGUCAUUGUAAAGGUUUCGGCUUUAUUCAGUUUGCUCAACUUGAGCAUUCGAAGGCUGCACAAAGCUUAAAUGGGAAGCUUGAGAUAGCUGGGAGGACAAUUAAGGUAUCUUCGGUUACUGAUCAUGUUGUUGCACAAGAUUCAGGAGCAAAAGCUGCAGACUUUGAUGAUGAUGAUGGUGGAGGUUUGGCUCUAAAUGCGCAAUCAAGGGCAAUGCUUAUGGCAAAGCUUGAUAGAAGUGGUAUUGCAUCAAGUGUUGUUCCUGGGGCUCUUGGAGUAGGGGCAAAUCUGGUGAAUGGGUCUGGCCCAAUUCAAGCGAUUAAUGGGCCAUCUACAACAGUCCCUGUUCCAGCUUUAGCCCAAAUUGUUUCAGAGCCUGUUGGAAACCCUAGCGAGUGUUUGCUUUUAAAAAACAUGUUUGAUCCAUCCACCGAGGUUGAGCCGGACUUUGAUUUGGAUAUAAAAGAUGAUGUGGAAGACGAGUGUUGUAAUUAUGGAAGAGUGAAGCAUAUCCAUGUUGAUAAGCACAGUGCUGGUUAUGUGUAUGUGCGAUUUGAAAGUGUGGAGGCGGCUUCACGAGCUCAACAGGCAAUGCAUAAAAGAUGGUUUGCACGCAGAUUGAUUUCAGCAAUAUUUUUGCAACCAUACGAGUAUGAUGCAAAGUUCAAAAGUGCAGCUUGAUGAUGUCACACAACCAAGAUAAAUUUGGGUUUGAAUUUGUUGUCAGGUUUCUUAAUUUUAGUUUUUUUUUGUUAGAGACAUUUCCAUUUUGCAUGUAUAAUGAUAUUAUGAAAUUGGUUUUUAUGGGAUCAUAUCUGAUAAGUAAUGUUCACGAAGUCUGAAUUGUUUAA
Lactuca sativa (garden lettuce) is the source of this 2084-nucleotide messenger RNA. Its product is annotated as Splicing factor, CC1-like protein. The record is from RefSeq and is a predicted model, not a curated record. Gene Ontology annotation, molecular function: RNA binding. Gene Ontology annotation, cellular component: nucleus. Gene Ontology annotation, biological process: mRNA processing. Lineage: Eukaryota; Viridiplantae; Streptophyta; Magnoliopsida; Asterales; Asteraceae.